Molecule: messenger RNA, 2328 nt
Organism: Teleopsis dalmanni
Lineage: Eukaryota; Metazoa; Arthropoda; Insecta; Diptera; Diopsidae
Product: protein sine oculis
Exons: 7
Coding region: 384-1694 (436 amino acids)
Biological process (GO): regulation of transcription by RNA polymerase II
Cellular component (GO): transcription regulator complex; nucleus
Molecular function (GO): DNA-binding transcription factor activity, RNA polymerase II-specific; RNA polymerase II cis-regulatory region sequence-specific DNA binding
Source: RefSeq, a predicted model, not a curated record
CACGUGCUUAAUGUGCAGACAUUUAAAGUGUUUUAAAUCAACUAAAAUAAUAACAGAUUAAAAUACGGAAUAAUCUGAUUAAGAAUAAAAAUAUUUCGCAGCAAUUAAGUUUACUAAAAACCCAGUGAAAUUAAAUAUUUUUUUGAUAUUUACUUGAAUGCAGUUGAAAGUGUCUACGUAAAAGAAAGCGAAAGCUUAAAAUGUUUUAAAAAGGAACUGAAACCCAAAAUUGGAUAACCAUAAGCUCAAAAAGCAAAAUCACCAAAGAAUUAAAACAUGAAUUUGUACAUAUAAAAAAAUAAAUUAAAAAGAGAAUUAAGAAUUGCAUAUCCAUUCUGUAUAAUUAUUCAAAAGUGAACAAAGAAAUAAAAAACUAACACAAAAUGCUCCAUCAUCCCGCCACUGAUUUUUAUGACUUAGCCGCUGCAAAUGCGGCUGUACUGAACGCACGACAAACGCCUCCCUACAGUCCAACUAGUCUGAGUAGUUCCAGUUUAACAAAUAACAAUAACAGCUUAAGCAGUAAUAACAAUCUGGAUAUGUUGGGACACAACGGCGCCGGUAGUGGCGUCUCCAAUAACAACAAUAACGUCCACAUGGGCAGCAAUAGUGGAAGUAGCAAUGGCGCCGGCGGACGUGAAUCUUUGCCUAGCUUUGGAUUUACACAGGAGCAAGUGGCUUGCGUUUGUGAGGUCCUGCAACAAGCUGGUAACAUUGAAAGACUGGGUCGAUUUUUAUGGUCAUUGCCACAAUGUGAUAAACUGCAAUUAAACGAGUCUGUGCUGAAAGCAAAAGCCGUUGUUGCAUUCCAUCGCGGACAAUACAAGGAUCUGUAUCGUCUGUUGGAACUUCAUCAAUUCUCACCGCACAAUCAUACCAAACUUCAAAGCCUCUGGUUAAAAGCGCAUUAUGUAGAAGCCGAAAAACUGCGCGGAAGACCGUUAGGUGCUGUUGGUAAAUAUCGAGUACGUCGUAAAUUUCCACUGCCGCGCACAAUUUGGGACGGUGAAGAGACGAGUUACUGCUUUAAGGAAAAAUCUCGAUCAGUAUUAAGAGACUGGUACGCACAUAACCCAUAUCCAUCGCCACGUGAAAAACGUGAACUAGCAGAGGCUACCGGACUGACAACUACACAAGUUUCCAAUUGGUUCAAAAAUCGCAGACAGCGCGAUCGGGCAGCAGAGCACAAAGAUGGGACUUCAGACAAACAACAUUUGGACUCGUCUAGCGACUCCGAAAUGGAAGGUUCUCUAUUACAACACAGUAACAAUGGAAAUCAAGCUCAAAGCACUGGCAAUAUACAUCAUCAUCAGCAACAACAAUCACCUACAUCUCCAAUUAACAAUCAUCAUCACCAUCAAUCGCAUCAGCAACAUUUACACACAACAACAAUACAUACGAACAGUGAUAGCAACAAUGCACAAUCAUUGCUGCAACAACAGCACCAACAUCACCAGCAACAUAAUCUCAAUGCACAAUUUGUUGGCAUAUCAAAUGCAGGUGUCGGCAAUGGAAGCAACGCAGGUGCAUUGUCAUCUGUAGCCGCUGCUGCAGCGGCGGCGGCAGUGGCUAGUAAUAAAAAUGGCCCGAGUCAAUUGGCAACACCACUGUCAGCUGCGGUCGCCUACUCUCAUUUGCAUAGUGUGAUGGGUUCCAUGCCAAUUUAUGAUAUGAGCGACUACCAACAUUUAUGAUUUUAGCUGGAAUCGUCCGAAUGGACGAGACAGCAACAACUCCAUCAACAACAACAACAGCAUCAGCAAUUGCAGCAACAGCACCAGCAGCAGCAACAACAACAACAACAGCAUCUGCAAUCAGCAUCUCAAGAGCAGAAUUUUUACCUUUAAAAGGAUAAACAUGUAAAAAUUAAAUCAAAUAUCAAGCAUAUAGUAUUUAAGAUAGAUAAAAUCAAUUAUUAUUAAAAUUUAGUGAGUCCUUCGCUUUUUUAUUUAAUACAAACGACAUCUGGUAUGUACGAAUAUCCUAUAUAUAACAAAUAUCACUAUAAUUUAUAGUAAAUAGAAAAGUACUGUAUACAUCGUUAUAUUAGCAAUAUUUUUGAAAACUAGUGUAUUUAGUAAAAAAUUAAAAAUAAAUAAAUAACUACACACUAUGAAAAUAUCAGGAACAAUGGAGCACACGAUUAAUAUAUAAUAAAGUAUAUAUGUAUGAUAAAUUGAAUAUAUGUAAAUAAUUAAAAUCAACUAAAAUAAAUUAAAAACUAUUUUUAUUAAAUUUAAUAUAUCAAAUAUGUGCAAAAAUACGACAUUAUAUAGCUUUAGGCAUUUGUUAAAUUAUUUACAAUAAUUUAAAAAAUUAUUCAACUUU